AUGCUCGCGGGCUCCGUGCGACUCCAGCCGUUUUCCUCCCCCGGGCUGCGCCAACUCGCCCCCGCCGGAGAGGGAGACCUCGCGGCGCUCUGCCGGAGAACUCUGCUGUUUCAGCUUCGGAGCUCCCCGGGAGAAAGCCAAGUGCCCCCAGGUGAAGCCGGCGUCCCGGAACGGCCCCGGAACGCCCGCCGCCAGCUUGCACCUUCUGGGAACCGCGACCGCCGAGCGUUUUCCAGCGCCUGCAACGCAGGGCGCGCUGGGGGAGUGGGGUCCACUACGUGGGAAGGGGCGACGAGGUCACCGAUGAUGGACGCACCGACCUGGCGCGCGGGCUGUUGCUGUCUCCUCCUCCUGGCUCUCGUUGGAUCUACUCGGAGCGAGGACAUGCCCAGCUGCGAAGAAGUUCGGAAACUUUUCCAGUGGCGCCUGGUGGGAGGUGUCAAGGGGCUGCCGGAUUCGCCGCGGGCAGGACAAGAUCUUCAGGUUUGCAUAUCCCAAAAACCUACAUGUUGCACUAGAAAGAUGGAGGAGAGAUACCAGAUUGCAGCUCGCCAAGAUAUGCAGCAAGUGCUUCAAACAUCCAGCUCAACGCUGAAAUUUCUAAUAUCGAGAAAUGCUGCGGCUUUUCAAGAAACCCUCGAAACUCUCAUCAGGCAAGCAGAGAACUACACCAGCAUUCUCUUCUGCAACACCUAUAGGAACAUGGCCCUAGAGGCUGCAGCUUCCGUUCAGGAGCUGUUCACUGACGUGGGGCUCUAUUUAUUUGGUGCGGAUGUUAAUCCCGAAGAGUUUGUAAACCGAUUCUUUGACAGUCUUUUCCCUCUCGUCUACAAUCACCUCAUUAACCCUGACGUGUCGGACAGUUCCCUGGAAUAUUCGGAAUGCCUCCGGAUGGCCCGCCGGGAUGUUAGUCCCUUUGGUAAUAUUCCCCAAAGAGUAAUGGGGCAGAUGGGCAGAUCGCUGCUGCCCAGCCGCACGUUUCUGCAGGCGCUGAAUCUGGGCAUUGAAGUCAUCAAUACCACAGACCAUUUGCAUGUCUCCAAAGAGUGCAGCAGGGCCCUGCUGAGGAUGCAGUACUGUCCUCUCUGCCAGGGCCUGACUCUCAGCAAGCCUUGCAUGGGGUACUGCCUCAACGUCGUGAGAGGCUGCUUGGCACACACGGCAGAGCUGAAUCCGCACUGGCAUGCCUACAUCCGGUCACUGGAGGAGCUCUCAGAUGCCAUGCAUGGAACAUACGACAUUGAACAUGUGCUCCUGAACUUCCACGUGCUUGUUAAUGAUGCUGUGACACAAGCUCACCUCGAUGGACAGAAGUUAUCGGAACAGGUCAAUAAGAUUUGUGGCCGUCCAAUCAGAACACCUACACAAAGCCCCCGUUGUUCUUUUGAAGGAAGCAAAGAGAAGCAUGGGAUGAAGAUCUCUCCCAGAAACGAUGAAGAGACACUUGCCAACAGAAGAAAAGAAUUUAUCAACAGCCUUCGACUGUACAGAACGUUCUACGGAGGCCUGGCUGAUGAGCUUUGUGUUAACGAAUUAGCUGCUGUUGAUGGGCUGCCGUGCUGGAACGGGGAAGACAUAGUAAAAAGCUAUACUCAGCGUGUGGUUGGCAAUGGAAUCAAAGCCCAGUCUGGAAAUCCCGAAGUCAAAGUCAGAGGAACUGAUCCCGUGAUAAAUCAAAUUAUUGAUAAACUGAAGCAUGUUAUUCAAUUGUUACAGGGUAGGUCACCCAAACCCGACAAGUGGCAGCAUCAGACAGGCAGUGGCGGUGGCAUGGUUGAACAGGUCAGCGGGGACUGUGAUGAUGAAGACGGUUGUGAGGGAUCAGGAAGUGGAGAAGUCAAGAGGACCCUAAAAAUCACAAACUACUUGCCAGAUGAUAUUGGAGUCAGAGCCUCCAGCCCAGUCAGCCUUAUCUUUCACUAUUAG
Molecule: messenger RNA, 1926 nt
Organism: Enhydra lutris kenyoni (northern sea otter)
Lineage: Eukaryota; Metazoa; Chordata; Mammalia; Carnivora; Mustelidae
Product: glypican 5
Exons: 8
Coding region: 1-1926 (641 amino acids)
Biological process (GO): regulation of protein localization to membrane; positive regulation of canonical Wnt signaling pathway; cell migration
Cellular component (GO): plasma membrane; cell surface; extracellular region
Source: RefSeq, a predicted model, not a curated record